AUGGACAAAGACCUGCAAGACGCUUCAAAACCACCGCCGCCAGCCCGCGCGCCGUGGUGGCGGUCCAAGAAGGUCAUUAUUGCUGCCGCGAUCGCGGCCGCUCUCAUCAUCAUCGGAUUGGCAGUCGGGCUUGGCGUCGGCUUGACGAGAGGCAACGGCGGCGACAACGGCGACAACGGCGACAAUGGCCAGGAGCCACCGGGCGGCGGCGCCGAUGUCAACCGAACCACCAUCUACAAGCCCAAGGCCGGCACUACAUGGCAAAUCAUCCUCAGCAAGCCCGUCAAGCUGGGCGACAACGGCGAGGUUACGCCCAAGACCGAGGCGUACGACCUCGACAUGUUCGACAACGACGCCGAGUCGUUUGUCGCGCUUCACAAUGCCGGCGUCAGCGUGAUUUGCUACUUCAGCGCAGGAACCUACGAAGACUGGCGGAGCGACAAGGACAAGUUUGACCAGGCCGACAUGGGGAAGCCGCUCGGCGACUGGCCCGGCGAGAGGUGGCUCAACAUAUCGAGCCCUACGGUGCGCGACAUCAUGAAGGAGCGCAUCAAGCUGGCCGCGUCCAAAGGCUGCCUCGCCAUCGACCCGGACAAUGUCGACGGCUAUCAAAACGACAACGGCCUGGGGCUCACCACCGACCAGGCCGUGGACUUUGUCAAGUUCCUGGCAAACGAGGCCGCCUCGUACAACAUGUCGACGGGCCUCAAGAACGCCGCGGACAUUAUAGGCGACGUCUUGGACGUCGUCGCCUUCUCCGUCAACGAGCAGUGUGUCGAGAACAGCGAGUGCGAGUCCUAUGCGCCCUUCAUCGAGGCGGGAAAACCCGUCUUCAACAUUGAGUACCCCAGCGACGCCGGCGCUGCGAGGGGCGUCAGCUCUACCACUUCCACCGACAUCUGCUCCAGGAGGGGCAAGUCCAGGGGCGCCGAAAACUUUAGCACCGUCAUCAAGAAGAUGAACUUGGACGGCUGGGUAGAGUACUGCGACCAGAAGGUGUUUACAACCGACAUCUUCAGCUGA
Messenger RNA from Metarhizium acridum CQMa 102, 1023 nucleotides. RefSeq lists its product as uncharacterized. The record is from RefSeq and is a predicted model, not a curated record. Lineage: Eukaryota; Fungi; Ascomycota; Sordariomycetes; Hypocreales; Clavicipitaceae.